Mesitornis unicolor (brown roatelo) is the source of this 1131-nucleotide messenger RNA. It is a transcript of the gene TM6SF2, whose product is annotated as transmembrane 6 superfamily member 2. Bases 1 to 1131 code for a protein of 376 amino acids. The record is from RefSeq and is a predicted model, not a curated record. Gene Ontology annotation, cellular component: endoplasmic reticulum-Golgi intermediate compartment membrane; endoplasmic reticulum membrane. The transcript is spliced from 10 exons. Gene Ontology annotation, biological process: lipid homeostasis; regulation of lipid metabolic process. Lineage: Eukaryota; Metazoa; Chordata; Aves; Mesitornithiformes; Mesitornithidae.
AUGCAGCUCCCCACCGUGCAGGGCGCACUCGCCCCUUCGCUCCUCGCCAUCCCCGUGGCCUUUGGCAUCAACGGCGCGACCACCGUGGCAGACAGCCCAGUGGUGCUGAUGCUGACAGGGCUGCUGGUGCUCGCCACCCUCAUCUCCAUCAUCUUCAUCGUAAGUGGAGGGAACCACUUCCAGGACCCCCUUUUCUGCGUGUUCGUGGUGUUCUCCUUCACCUCCGUCGUCGAUUUGAUCAUCUCGUUGGAGGAGGAUGGCUUCAUUUCGGGCUUCGUGGAGGUCUACGUCAGAGAGGGCGAGCCCUACCUGCGCACGGCACACGGUAUCAUGAUCUGUUACUGGGACGGCAUAGUCCACUACGGGCUCUACCUCGCCAUGAUCGCCGCCAUUGGCCAGAGGAAGAGCUACAGGAACCUGGGUCUCUUCUGGCUGGGCUCCCUAAUGAUGAGCAUCAUCGUCUUCCUCCUUGGGAACCUGAUAGGGAAAUUCAGCUCUGACCUCAGCCCUGCCUUCCUCCUCAACCUGCCCUACAUCCUCAUUCCCGUCUGGACCGGCGUCAGGCUCUUCCAGCAGCCCAAGGCACUGCCAUGUCUCAGCCCUGAAAAGGUUAUGGAGGAGCAACGCAAGCACCUGUACCAGCGGCCCCAGGACGCAGCUCUGGUCCUAGUCCUGCUCCUCACCGCUGCCUUCACCUUCUUCAGGGGGAUGGUGGUUUUGGACUGUCCAGCUGAUUCGUGCUUCGAGUACAUCUACCAGCACGAGCCGUACCUGCGCGACCCCGUCGCCUACCCCAAAGUGCAGAUGCUGAUUUACCUGUUCUACGUCCUCCCCUUCUUCUGCCUCUGCAUCUAUGCACUGGUGCUGCCUGGCUGCUCCUGGCUGCCUGACUGGAGCCUCGUGUUUGCUGGUGCCGUGGCACAGGCUCAGUUCUCCCACGUGGGCUCCUCACUGCACACCCGGACCCCCUUCCCCUACCAGACCCCCGAAGACGUCUGGUGGGGCUUCAUCCUCACCAACGUCCUCUACGCGCUGGGCCCCCAGCUCCUGGCCCUGCACUGCCUGCGCUCCCCAGCCUUCUUCCUGCCCACCACUCCCACCCCCCUGCACCGGGGCAAGAAGCACCAGUGA